Artibeus jamaicensis (Jamaican fruit-eating bat) is the source of this 294-nucleotide messenger RNA. RefSeq names its product 60S ribosomal protein L29-like. The record is from RefSeq and is a predicted model, not a curated record. The coding region runs from base 1 to 294 and encodes 97 amino acids. The transcript has a single exon. NCBI's taxonomy places the organism in Eukaryota, Metazoa, Chordata, Mammalia, Chiroptera, Phyllostomidae.
AUGCUGGCCAACAAUACCAAGGCCAUGUGUGUACAUGCUGGGGCUAUCAACACCUUGGUAAAGCCCAAGAAUGUCAAGCCCAAGAUUCUUAAGGGUGGCAGCUGCAAGCUCAGUCAACUCGCCAACAUAGCUACCCCCAAGCUUGGGAAAAAUGCUUAUGUGUCCAUCACCAAGGUUGUCAGGCUCUGCCCACCAGUGUCCCAGGCCAAGGCUCAAACCCAGCCCCAGGCUGUGGGUGCAACUCCAACUCCAGCUCCAAAAGGUGCUCAGGCCCCCACCAAAGCUCCACAAUAG